AUGAAGGCGUUAAAUGGCUUAAACAGUGGAUCUUUGAUGGGUUCCGCCUACGCAACGUUGACGAUUGACCCACGAAAUGCAUACCGUUCCUCGUCCGAGUCCAGUUUCUUGCAAGCAGCGUUGCAGAACGGGACCUCGCCCACCGUAUACAAAAACAGCUUCGCGCAGCGCAUCCUAUUCAGCUCUAACAACACGGCCACCGGAGUCUUGAUUACUACAGCUGGACCGUAUGGCAUACCUGCGGUCAAUUACACUCUAAGCGCACGGAAGGAAGUAAUAGUGUCUGGCGGUGUCUUCCAAUCGCCGCAGCUUCUCAUGGUGUCCGGCAUCGGCCCCAAGGCUACUCUUUCACAAUUCGGCAUACCAGUCCUCAAAGAUCUACCGGGUGUAGGCCAAAACAUGUGGGAUCACACCCUGUUCGGCACAGACUAUCGCGUCAAUGUGAACACCGCUUCCGCCGCAUUAAACAAUGCAACCCUCGCUGCUGCUGGAGUCAAACUCUUCCAACAAAAGGCAACAGGCCCCCUUUCCAUUUUCGGUGCCAGCUACUAUGGCUUCGAGGAUCUACCCCAGCCGUACCGCUCGAAAUUAAGUAACGCGUCCCUUUCCGCCCUCGCAGCAAACUUCCCUUCAGAUUGGCCGGAGCUAGAAUGGCUCCCCGUAAGCGCAUACCUAGGCUACCAAGAAGACCGGCAAACCGCCGAUCCCCGAGAUGGCUCCAACUACGCCACCAUCAACACCGCCAUCGUCUCGCCUCUCUCGCGAGGGAAUGUUAGUCUGCAAAGCGCAUCAAUGCUCGACCCACCCCUCAUCAACCCCAAUUGGCUCACGGACCCCACCGACAUAGAAUUAGCCAUCCAGUCUGUGCAUCGCCAACGCGAAAUAUGGUCCUAUCUCACCAGUCAAGGCCUGACGAACGGCGUGGAAGCUCUUCCAGGCGCCAACGUCACUUCGGACGCUGAUAUCUUGGCAUACAUCCAGAAGAGCAUCAUCCAAGUAUACCACGCGGCUGCCACAUGCAAGAUGGGCGCGCGAAACGAUUCGAUGGCUGUCCUCGACAGCCAAGCGAGAGUCUACGGAACGCAGAAUCUAAGAGUGGUCGAUGCGAGUUCUUUUCCAUUUUUGCCGCCGGGCCAUCCACAAAGUACGAUAUAUGCGCUAGCAGAGAAGAUCGCAGCAGACAUUUUGGGGAACGAUACGCGGGGGCCGGGUUAUAAGAUGGGGCCGGACUACUCUGCGAUGCUGGGAGCGCAGGUCAAGACUGUGACGAGUACUAACGAUAACGGUGCUGGUACUGCCAGGAUUGGCGAAAAUGGUAUGGUCAGUCUUGCGCUUUUAUUGCUGGCGGCCAUAUUCUCCUAUCUUGUUUGA
Letharia columbiana is the source of this 1371-nucleotide messenger RNA. RefSeq lists its product as uncharacterized. The record is from RefSeq and is a predicted model, not a curated record. NCBI's taxonomy places the organism in Eukaryota, Fungi, Ascomycota, Lecanoromycetes, Lecanorales, Parmeliaceae. Gene Ontology annotation, molecular function: oxidoreductase activity, acting on CH-OH group of donors; flavin adenine dinucleotide binding. The transcript has a single exon. The coding region runs from base 1 to 1371 and encodes 456 amino acids. Gene Ontology annotation, biological process: secondary metabolite biosynthetic process.